Messenger RNA from Priceomyces carsonii, 390 nucleotides. Its product is annotated as RidA family protein. Gene Ontology annotation, cellular component: cytosol. The record is from RefSeq and is a predicted model, not a curated record. The transcript has a single exon. The coding region runs from base 1 to 390 and encodes 129 amino acids. Gene Ontology annotation, molecular function: deaminase activity. NCBI's taxonomy places the organism in Eukaryota, Fungi, Ascomycota, Pichiomycetes, Serinales, Debaryomycetaceae.
AUGCCUGAACGUAUUACAUGGGGGCUGAUAGGGCAACCAAAUAACCCUAAUUUGUCACCUGCUUAUAAAUCAAACGGAUUGGUAUUUACUUCAGGAGCCGUCGGCAAUAAUGAAACCGGUGAAAUUAUACCUGGCAUCAUUGAACAGACAGAACAAGCUAUCAAAAAUUUGAAAGCGGUCCUAGAGUCUGCUGGUUCCUCACUAAGUAGCGUUGUCAAAGUCUUACUUUUCAUUACCGAAGAAGAAAAUUUUUCAAUUGUCAAUGAGAUUUAUAGGAAACACUUCCCCCAUAAACCAGCACGUUCUUGUGUAGUCGUCCAAUUUGGUAACAAAGAUAUUAAAGUUGAGAUAGAGGCCGUUGCCGAAGUGACUAGCAGUUCGAAGUUAUAA